Molecule: messenger RNA, 522 nt
Organism: Phytophthora sojae
Lineage: Eukaryota; Oomycota; Peronosporomycetes; Peronosporales; Peronosporaceae
Exons: 3
Coding region: 1-522 (173 amino acids)
Source: RefSeq, a predicted model, not a curated record
AUGCCGCAGCGUGAUGCUGUUGCAACACUGGACGCGUCGCGGUGCGUGACGCUCACUGUGCGCGUGGCACUUGGUGUACGCGAGGUACCCCUAGUGCACGCGACACUACUUGUGCACGUGGCACUUGAGGUGCACGAGGCACUUAUGGUAGUCGUGGUCCUGUAUGGACUGUGUGCCAUGCGGUCUUGCACGCACACCGACCUGGUGUUGGUCGCCGCGACGCAGGAUGCGAUCGCCGGUGACGGAGGGCAAUACACCCCACACCACGAUGAAGUACCCUUGCAGUACCCUGGUGUCGAAGGAAGACACCUUAGCGUCGGCGACGUGAUGGCCGUGACGCGCUGCAGGGCUUUAGCCAAAUCCGCCGCGUUGCUCUGUAUGAUGAGCGGGUUGCUGGAAGCAGCCAUGGUCGCUCAAGCAAACACGACGUUGAAGCAUGACGCUUCAUGGCUGUGGUCAGCGCUUGACCAUAGCCCAUGGGUCGAGCCGACGUAUUCGACCGACCGGCACACCGUGCUGUGA